Suillus bovinus is the source of this 1467-nucleotide messenger RNA. RefSeq names its product siroheme synthase. Gene Ontology annotation, biological process: siroheme biosynthetic process. Gene Ontology annotation, molecular function: protoporphyrin ferrochelatase activity; precorrin-2 dehydrogenase activity. The record is from RefSeq and is a predicted model, not a curated record. NCBI's taxonomy places the organism in Eukaryota, Fungi, Basidiomycota, Agaricomycetes, Boletales, Suillaceae. The transcript has a single exon. The coding region runs from base 202 to 1029 and encodes 275 amino acids.
UUUGUACACCGUGGGUCACUAGUAAGACACGCUACGGCCUGCACGCUCGUUCCGAGUCAACCGCAUCAGCUCUCAGUAAUUCAUCCUCGUGCCUCCGUAAGCCCUUUUUCAUAUCACUGACCUGCUCCUUAUCCCCAUCAUAUUUUGCGCAGCAUCUGAAUCUAGGCCCAUCAAUCGUCUUUACUGAUUUGAGAUUCAGUCAUGCCUCACCUGGGCGGCGGUUCUCUGUUGCUAGCCUGGCAACUGAAAGGAAAGCACGUGCUCAUCGUUGGCGGUGGUGAUGUCGCUUCUGGUCGUAUCGAAUCUGUGCUUGCUGCCGACGCUCGCGUGACGCUUAUUAGUCCAAGCAACGGACUGCACACUCUUACCAAAUCUUUCCUCGAUGGACCUUACAAUAUUACGUACCACGACCGCCUUUUCGGAGGCGUAGAAGACUUGGCCGACGUUGAUCUUGUCUUAACGGCGAUUGAUGAUGUGGCGCAGUCUCGUGUCAUUUGUUGCCUAUGCAGGGAGCUCAAGAUUCCCGUUAAUGUGGCUGAUAUCCCGGAGUCAUGCGACUUUUAUUUUGGCUCCCAAAUCCGUGACGGCCCUCUGCAAAUUAUGAUCUCAACAAACGGGAAUAGCCCUAAACUGGCUAAUAUCAUACGGAAGAAGGUCGAGCAAAGCCUUCCAGAGCACGCCGGAGAUGCAAUCACUAGGGUGGGUGAACUGAGAGUGAAGUUGAAGGAGAGAGCCCCCGGGGUGGGCGGUGAAAUUGGGAAGAGACGGAUGCGGUGGAUGAUUGAUGUCUGCACUUCUUGGGAAAUGGAGGAACUUGCUCUAUUGGACGAUCAGAUGAUAAGGAGGCUUCUCGACGACGGUUGGGAGAAAAACGCAGUUCCAUCUCCUGGCGAGCUGGGAGCCAGGUCAUCCCGUCAGGUGGAUGAAGCCAAACUGAACUUCACAGCCCCUGGCGUUUUUAUUACGACGUUGAGCUUUGUCGCGGGUGCUGCUUGCGCAGGUCUUUUCUUGCUCGUCCCACGACGGUGAUCCUCGUGUAUGCCGCCCUGCCCAGCUUCAAAUACAUGCGCUGAUAUAUUUAACUCUUGUCGCAAGUUGCUUGGUUUAUUCCUGUUGGUGUACGACAACAAGUUGACUAUUCAGAUGAAGCCCGCCAUUUCUGGGCCAGCUCUAUUUACGAUUGCCUGCCAAGUGUCCUUACCGUUAGAAGACAACAAUAAAUAUUAGCCUCGUACGUUGCUGAUCGUUCCGCGGACCGUUGGUAUCCUAGUGUCACCGAUGUGCCAACCUGAUGUUUCACGAUACGGAUUUCCUGGCUCUAAACUUGUCAUUUCUCUUCCAGUUAUGGGAACCAAUUGUUCCUUCUACUCGGGACUUUCACUUCACCGGCUGCUGUGUAAUCCUAUCACGCAUGUUUCGUGGUUCAGGUCGUCGACCUGACAUGUAAUGUAACGGUGACCACGCGUA